This is a messenger RNA of Saccostrea cuccullata (small rock oyster), 752 nucleotides long. RefSeq lists its product as uncharacterized. Bases 18 to 686 code for a protein of 222 amino acids. The record is from RefSeq and is a predicted model, not a curated record. NCBI's taxonomy places the organism in Eukaryota, Metazoa, Mollusca, Bivalvia, Ostreida, Ostreidae. The transcript is spliced from 3 exons.
CUAUAUUUACAUUGUUUAUGACUGUUGCAACCCAAUAUAGCUAUAUUUUGAGAAAUAAUUCGUUUUACAAAGCUUUAAAUUGUUCAGAAUUUCGUGUGACUAGUUUGAUUCAAUGCGUUUCUCUUGCUGCCGAAUCAAAGGAUGUUUCAUUUUUCUUCAAUACAAAUGACAAAGUCUGUAAAUGGCAAUGUGUGUUUUUAUAUAGCUUUGAAAAUUUAGAAGAAAGUUGGCGUAGAUUUGAGUUAGAAUGGAAGAGAAACUCAGCUUUAUUUCAACCAUCCAUGGCUUCUUCUGUCUAUGGAAGCGACCCUAAGAAAUGGGGUUCCAGCCUUGCAACGGAUGGGAAAAUUAAAGGCGGAGUUGCUGAUACGGGAUUUUUUUCUACAAGCUUUGAAAAUUCUCCAUGGAUACGUGUUGAUUUAAAAGACAACCUAAUAAUUGCCUUUGUACGCGUGUUCAAUAGGAUGUAUAAAUUAGGGGAGAGGCUCCAUGAUGUUGCUCUUGAGGUGUCGAGGGGUGAAGGUUACGAGCAGAGAGGAUAUUUUAGAGGACCAGGGGUUACAAAUCAAGUGGUGGACAUUCUGUGUGAUCCCCCAUCUCUUGGGAGAUAUGUUAGAUUGAAGAUUAUCAAUGGAGGGAAUAAUAUUCUGCAAAUCGAUGAGAUGGAAAUAUACACUCUAUUUUAAAAAUUCCUUUGUAUACUUUCCACUAUAUUUUAUGCAUAUAUUAAAAAUAAUCUAUAUGUUAUUCAA